Lepidothrix coronata (blue-crowned manakin) is the source of this 1944-nucleotide messenger RNA. RefSeq lists its product as uncharacterized. Lineage: Eukaryota; Metazoa; Chordata; Aves; Passeriformes; Pipridae. Gene Ontology annotation, cellular component: photoreceptor outer segment; photoreceptor inner segment. Gene Ontology annotation, biological process: protein localization to photoreceptor outer segment; photoreceptor cell outer segment organization. The record is from RefSeq and is a predicted model, not a curated record. Bases 1 to 1944 code for a protein of 647 amino acids. The transcript has a single exon.
AUGGGCUGCACACCUUCUCACAACGAGAUUGCUAGUACUGCUUCAAGAAGUGGUCUUAAGGCUUUGAAUAAACCCAAAAGUGUUUUGCCAAUCGAUCCGAGAGAUAAGGGAAUCCCUCUGCUGGUUAAAGGUUCUUCUUGCUACAAUAUUGAUGAAUUACGCCAAUAUGGGAUCCAGAGGAAUGACUACCUGGAAGAAGAGGAGGAUAAACUAUCAGAGCAGGACAAAAAUGAUAAUUUACAGUUAUCUUCCAAGGCUCAUUCAGAUUCUCAGAUUCCCAGGGAAGACAAGAAAAUUGAGAGGACAGCAACAGAUGCUGAAGUCAUUAUGUCUGAACUGAUUGAGUCUCAAAAGCACAUCACUGAGUCCAUACAAAUCAGAAAGCAAACCUCCUGUGAAUCAGAACCAGCAGCUUUCGUUUGGGAUGACAAGAAUGAAAGCAACGCAAAGCAAAUCCCCAAGAAAGGAAAGAAGCCAAAAAAUAAGCUGGCAAAGCAAGGUCGACCUAGCAAAAGUAAAGAAAAGUCCAUUUUGGCCCCAUGCGAGGCAGAGAAGAAGGUAGAUUUCCCAGAACCGCUCGUUAGGGCUCACCAGAGUGCUUAUGCCUACUUAAAUCCCAACCUCUCCAAGUAUGAAACUAUACUGCACAUGGCCAGCCAGGCUACCCAAACUCAGCUCUUCCUACAACAGAUGAUAAGCUUUCUUGUGCUUCGCUUCGAUGAAAUCAACCAACUCUUGGAAGAAAUUACCAAUGAUGGGGAAAAUCUCCUCAAAGAUGUAGGUGGGAAUCUGGCGUGGCCAGCAGAAAAAGACGAUUUGAAGGAGCACCCUGAUCUUCUGCAACAACUACUGCAGUACACGGUCAAUAAAAUGCAGUUAGUGAGCGGGAUGCUGACCUCCCUCACCUCCAACGCCCUGCAGGAGACAUGCAGCUACCUGCAGUCUGCUGCAAGCAACUUGGAAGGCAAACUGAAAGCCAAACAAAGCUUUGAUGAACACCUGCUGCGGACGGUAAGGCUGCUUGAAGCCUCAACUGUGGGUUGCUCUCAGUCCCAUGGUGAGGACAGGACUCUCUGUUCGGAGGACAGUGGCAUUGGUGUGGACAAUGAAUCCCUCAAAGAGUUCAGUGCUCUCAGCCAGCAUGGAGGACAAACAAGUGAUUCUUAUGGACACGGACCUCCAUCCCAAAAGCAUGCCAGAACAGUAGGGGGCAUGAAAGAUGGGACAGUGUCACCAGGCACAGCUGCAUCCCGUGACUGUGCACUUGAAAGGCAUUUUAAAGGCAUGUUUCAUUCUUCCAUGCAAAACAAGGAAGCGACUUCUUCCCAGGAUGGAGUACCAGAAGACACUUCUACCAUGCCCCAACAUGCCAGCUUGAGCAAAAGCCAUUCCUACAACUCCUUCCAGUCUGAUUCUACUCAGGAAUGUGAACAUUUCAAAAUCUAUGAAUCAAGAGAUUUUCUUUCUGAUGAGGAUGAUGAUGAUGACGAUGAUGAUGAAGGGAGCACCCUGGGGGAGGAUGAUGAUGACACAAGUUCAUCAGAAGUGGGGAAGGAUGGUCUGCCAAGGAGGCCCCUGUCUUCACCUGCAAUCACUGAUAGCACACAUAGGCAGUCCAUCAAGAGGACGGAGAAUGUGGAUACAGAAGAAAUUAUUCUGAAGAUGAAAGAUGCCAUCAGUGAAAAAAUCAAGUUCGUCCCGGCUAAAUCCAGGCGUAAAGAAUGGACAGAGGAUGAGAGUGGAAGAGCAGUCCUAGCAAAAAGGCCCAAUACAGCAACAGGCAGCCAGAAAACAUUUGGGAAACAACGACGGUCCAGGUCAGAGGAGUCCCUCAGAAGCCAGGCAGAGGACCCAACCCUUCUAGAGCUUCAGAGAACUCAAAAAGAGCUCAGCAAAAGGCUGAAAAUGUUUUAUGGAAAGGANACAGUAAUUUUUCCGUUUUAG